AGGUCCUGCUUAAAUAGUCACAGCCUCAAAGGCAAAGACGCUUUCAGGAGUCUACGCCUCGACGGGAAGGACAUUGGAAGGAAGAACAGAAGAGUAGACGAGGAGAAAGAUGGUGAAAGUCACUACAUACUUCGCCAUGUCAUUUGGCGCCUUCAUUUUCUGGCAAUCCAUGGACAAACUCCACGUCUGGAUCGCUCUCCAUCAGGACGAAAAGCAAGAGAGAAUGGAAAGAGAAAUGGAGAUCAAGAGGGUCCGACAAGAGCUACUGCAACAAGCCAAGCAAAAAGAUUCUUUGGCAUAAGCUUCUCAGUUGUUAGAUGUGGCCCUGGCCUCUGAACUUCCUAUUUUGUAAUGUUGUGUUACUUUUCCUUAUUUUCUUAAUAACAGAUUCCGCAUAAACAUAUUAAACAUUUCAAUCUGAAUGGCUUAUUCUCAGUGGAAAGUUACCUUGUUCUUUUCUCUUUUUUUUUCCCCCACCGAUUAUCAAUUGUUGGGAAUAUUUAGUGGUUGAAAUCAGUCUUAUGUGGUGACUGCAUCAUGGAUGGAUUCAAAUAACAUUCGUUAUGUGCCAAAUAUUAUCUGGCAUUGUUUUGUGCUCAA
Molecule: messenger RNA, 600 nt
Organism: Macadamia integrifolia
Lineage: Eukaryota; Viridiplantae; Streptophyta; Magnoliopsida; Proteales; Proteaceae
Exons: 2
Coding region: 110-301 (63 amino acids)
Source: RefSeq, a predicted model, not a curated record